Trichomonas vaginalis G3 is the source of this 1371-nucleotide messenger RNA. RefSeq lists its product as uncharacterized. Bases 1 to 1371 code for a protein of 456 amino acids. Lineage: Eukaryota; Parabasalia; Trichomonadida; Trichomonadidae. The transcript has a single exon. The record is from RefSeq and is a predicted model, not a curated record.
AUGAGUGAUAAUAAUAUUAGCUAUAUACAAAUACCAUAUCAAGACCUUGACUCUGAGUUAUCCAGGUACAUAGACCUAGACUUCAUGAAAAAGCCGAGGGAAGAAGAAUACGUAAUUCACUUCGAAAAGACCAAGAAGUUACUUGAAUAUUUUAUGAAGAAAAGCGAAGAGAAAGAAUUCAAAUUAUUCUCAUUUAAACUUCCUACACCUCCCGAUCUUCCAUCUGCUUCACAACUUGUUAUUCAUAUCAAAUUAGAAAAAUUAUUGAAGAAAUAUCGAAAUCUAAAUGCAGAUUUUUAUAGUUCAUGUGUAGUUAAAAUCUCACGAGUUCUUUGCUUUCUAAAUGAUUGUAAAACUUCAGGAUUUAUUGCCGCAUUUAAAGCCGGCGAAUACAAAAAGAAUGCCAACUUUGAAUUUAAUACAAUGAAGUCAGUUAAAACUGUUAUCUCCAAAAUUGCUCAAUUAGAUCGUUUAUCCAAAAAAUACAAAUAUGACUCUCUUUAUCCAACAAUUUCUGAACAACUUAUGCAUGAUUCAUUGAAGAAUUUUCAAUCUCUAAUCGAAUCUAAGAAUGAUUAUUGUGAAAUAUCCGGCUUUGAUGAUUUAUUUUUCUGUUAUAUCUUUACUCAGAACAAAUACGAUAUUUUCAAACCCUACAUCGACGAUACCGUUACAAUGCUCAAAAACACAAUUUUUGGGAAUGGCUCCUCAGACGAUUUAUGGAAUUCUCCAAAAAUUCAGUUUUUAGGCAUUGCCAAGUGCUACAAUGCCAUUGGCGAGGUACUCAAUCCAUCGAAUCCGAAGCAAGCUACCAUCCUUCGCUGCGCCGUAGUCCGCUUUUACUUCGAUCAAUUAUACGUCAGAUGUCCCUACUUGAAUGUGAAGCUCGACCACACGCAGUACAAGCGGAAUUGUGAGAUUGUGCGCGAAAUGACGUGCGAAGAACUCGCAAUCAGCUCUGUAAUGCUCAAACCAGAGCAAUUAAAGAUGAAAUUUAAGGAUGUAGCCCUGAAUUAUGUAAAAGCAUUGGACUCUAUAUCACAGAUGCAGUUCUAUACAGAUCCUGCCGCAUUUGCGUGGCUGUCUCUCAAAGCAAUGAAUUAUAUUGAUUUUAUUGCGAAGAAAAACAUGAACAAAGUUAAUGAAAACCAAGAGGAGCCUGAUCAGAAUAACACUAUUCUCGCUUUCGAUGACAUUUUCUCUGUUUAUUGGCCGUUGAUGGCAAUGUGGCCCCUACCGGACCCAAUGUCUCUGGCCUUGUUCAUAAAGACAGCGGUUGGAUUGAAACUCACAUCUCAAAUGGAGUACGCUAAAACUGUCUUCGUUUCAGCAAUCGAAUACAUCAAAAAUUUCCAGCCAGAUAACGUUUGA